CUUUUUCAACAACAGUCUGUUAAAACUAACCACGUACAAUGAUUGUUUUUUCUUUGCUUUCCAGGUUCUUUCUCAAGUUCUUCCUCAAGUGUAACCAAAAUUGUCUCAAAAAUGCUGGCAAUCCGAGAGAUAUGCGACGAUUUCAGGUUAUCAUUUCAACACAAGUGGGAGUAGACGGUCCACUACUUGCUGUUUCGGAUAAUAUGUUUGUCCACAAUAACAGUAAACAUGGGCGUAGAGCUAAGCGGUUGGAUCCAAGUGAUCACGGAGAGUACAAUAGUUUAUACCCAGCAUUACCAUUGCAAACUCCCUGUAUAAAAGCAAUAUCUCCAAGUGAAGGUUGGACUUCAGGUGGAUCAACGGUAAUCAUAAUCGGAGAACAUUUCUUCGAUGGCUUACAAGUGGUCUUUGGAUCUAUGCUAGUUUGGAGUGAGCUAAUAACGGACCAUGCUAUAAAAGUUCAAACGCCACCACGGCAAACUCCUGGUGUGGUCGAAGUGACGUUGUCGUAUAAAAGUAAACAAUUUUGUAAAGGUUCGCCUGGGCGAUUCAAUUAUGUUUCGCUAAAUGAGCCAACCAUAGCAUACGGAUUCGAUAGACUGCAAAAGUUAAUUCCAAGACACCCGGGAGAUCCCGAAAAAUUGCCAAAAGAAAUAAUCCUUAAAAGAGCUGCUGAUUUGGCGGAAGCUCUGUACAACAUGCCGAGAACAACAACAACAGGUAAUUCAGGAAUCAGUGGUGGGGCGCCGAGAAGUCCAGGGUCAAACCAUGUACCUGUACCGCCGACAUCGAGCUCUGCCAAUACAUCUUUUAAUUCUUAUACAGGUCAAUUGGCAGUCACUGUACAACAGCAAGAAAAUGGUAGUAGCAGUACAGCAAAAUGGACCGAUGACGGAAAUACUGGAAGCACGGGGGCUAGUGGUGUUGAAAGAGGAGGAAGUAGUAGUAGCAGCAGCAGUAGUAGCAGUAGCGGCAGCGUAGGUGGUAGUAUUGACACAUAUCGACAAAGUAGUAGGGCAAGUCCAAGAGGAAUAAUAAGCAACAGCGGUGGAGGAGGUGGUGAAGCUCCCGGUGGUAGUAGCUUUUGUGGAAGUACUCCUAGUACACCACACAGUCAUACAACUAGUGGAAGUUAUUCAGCUGUGGUUAAUCCAUACACUAUCAGUCCAACCUUCUACACUUCUCCGCACGAACAAUAUGGAAUUUUCUAUUCGUCUGGUGACGUGGGAGGUGGGAGUGCAUUUGCCCCCGUAGUCAGACAACCAGCCACAACUGUUUCAGUUUCAUCACCACAUUGGUCCACACAACACCACCUUGCCACAGCUGCUCAGUAA
This is a messenger RNA of Cotesia congregata, 1334 nucleotides long. The record is from the annotation of a GenBank genome assembly. Lineage: Eukaryota; Metazoa; Arthropoda; Insecta; Hymenoptera; Braconidae.